AUGCGGUUUAAGUGGUCACCUGAUCGACAAUUAUUAGCAUCGGGUAGAAAUGAUAACCGUUUAUUAGUAUGGAAUCAAUCAUGUUCAACAUCAAUUCAAACGUAUACGGAUCAUACAGCAGCUGUUAAAGCAAUUGCAUGGUCACCACAUCAACAAGGACUACUAGUAUCGGGUGGUGGAACAGCCGAUCGUCACAUUCGUUUCUGGAAUACACUUACAGCUCAAAAUUUGCAGUGUAUUGAUACCGGUUCUCAAGUAUGCAAUCUAGCAUGGUCAAAACACUCGAAUGAACUUGUAUCAACACAUGGCUAUUCUCAAAAUCAAAUUAUUCCGACAUUAUAUCCGACAAUGUUACAAUUAGCUCGUUUAACAGGUCAUACAUUUCGUAUAUUAUAUUUGGCAGUAAGUCCCGAUGGUGAAUCGAUUGUCACUGGUGCUGGCGAUGAAACAUUGAGAUUUUGGAAUGUAUCUACAAAAUGUCGUGCAAAUAAAGAAUCAGACAGUAUAACGAAGGUGUUUCUUAAAAUUGUGAAACUACCAGAAGAAUAUCUGUUGGCUCCGCUGUCUAUGGCGGCAUGA
Messenger RNA from Didymodactylos carnosus, 579 nucleotides. The record is from the annotation of a GenBank genome assembly. NCBI's taxonomy places the organism in Eukaryota, Metazoa, Rotifera, Eurotatoria, Philodinida, Philodinidae.